Messenger RNA from Pseudophryne corroboree (corroboree frog), 2880 nucleotides. It is a transcript of the gene TMPO, whose product is annotated as thymopoietin. Gene Ontology annotation, molecular function: DNA binding. The transcript is spliced from 12 exons. The record is from RefSeq and is a predicted model, not a curated record. The coding region runs from base 370 to 2043 and encodes 557 amino acids. Lineage: Eukaryota; Metazoa; Chordata; Amphibia; Anura; Myobatrachidae.
GCUGUCCCUGGCCACACAAAGGCGGCCACACACAGCCCCGGCCCAGCAUUGGUAGCACUAGCAGCAGCAGGCCGGGCUCUGGGAUGAGGGGAAGGCCGCGCGUCGUAAUGUCGUUUAUGUUUUUUUGAAGGAAGCGUGUAGCCAAUCCGCACUCGCCUUGCUUUGCCUGGCAGCCAAUGAGCACGCCCGUUAUUGUUUAGCGUCCCGCUACUCCGUCGUGGAUAGGGCAGCCGUUAGUAACUCGCAGCAGCCGACGCCUGCUCCAAUUCCGUCCUCUCCCUCCUGUGUGUACUGCGGCCACUACUGCUCUGCGCUCUCCUCCCAGCACCGGGCCGUACGCAUCGGAUCGGAGGCCUGUAUGUGCGCACCAUGGCCGAGCUUCCCAGAGACCCGUCCUCCCUCACCAAGGAAGAGCUAAAGAGCGAGCUGGUGGCGAACAAUGUGGCGCUGCCGCCUGGGGAACAGCGCAAGAACGUGUACGUGAAGCUGUACCGGGAGGUCCUGGCCGCCCGCAGCCGCGGCACGCCGGACUUUUCCAGCGACGAGGAGAGGUCCGAAAGGAAGUCUACGCCAAUGCGGGGCAGAGGCCGGCCGCCGGGACGGAAAGCAACUAAGAAGACAGAUAAGCCAAGCGAAGAGGAGAAAAUUGAGCCAGAUGUAACUGAACUUGGUAACGAUGCUCUGAGGGAGGAACUACUUAAGUAUGGAAUAAAACCUGGGCCUAUUUUAGGCAGUACAAGAAAAGUUUAUGAGCAAAGGCUUUUAAAGAUUAAGGAACAGCAACUCACAUCUAUGACUCCUUCUGUAGCAGAUUUUCCUAUUGCAGACAAUAACAAGCAAAAUGGAAACACAGAUUCUAGACAAUACAGUGAUAAUGAAGAUCCCAAGAUAGAAUUGACACUUGAGACAAGAGAGCCAUUGAGGGGCAAGCUGAAGGCUCAAGUAUCAUCUCGGUCCAAAAGACCAGAGGAAAAUGAGACAGCUGACGAUACUGAAUUCAUGUCGGAAUUAAAUGUGAAACGGAAAAGCAUGUUGCCACCAAAGAAAUUUCUAACAGAAAUCGAGGACUUAUCUAUCGAUCUGAUAAACACUUCUGAAGAUGCAGUUUCUGAUCCUCCGAGGAUUUUGGAGCCUGAGAAAAGUGGACGACUACAGGCUGUCUCUAAAGAGUCAACAAGAGUAGCACGAAGAACACCAAGGAAAAGGGUGGUAACUGCUGGAUCACUAGCUUUUGAUGAUGAUGCAGAUAUUUCAGAGACUGCUCCUGUAACUGAAACUAUAUUGCCUUCAAGCAACCAGACCCUAGCUAAUGCAGUAUAUUCUCAUUUUGAGUCCCGUCAGGUUGGUAAUCAAGUGACCGAAAGUUUCAAGCACACAAACGCUUUGCGGUCAGUCAGUGAAUUAACAGAUUUGUCGAGAAGGACCCCAAAGAAACAGCUGCUCAGUGAAAAUUAUUUGAACUUGCUACAGCAUAUGGAUGCAGAUUCUCUUAGAAAGGUUACUGAUGUUCAUAUUAUUGGUCAUACAAAUUCCAGUGAUCUUCUGAAUACAGCCCUAAUAGAGGAUACUGGAGAUAUCAAUGGUGACUAUAUGGAGACACCCAAAAAGACAAGACAAUUGAAAAUAACAAAGUUUGUAACCCCCCUUAAAAGACAGAUCAUAGAAAAAACAUUUGAAGAAAAGAGAGAAAACAAAGAUAUUCUAAAGGAAAUGUUUCCAUACGAAAUGUUGACUCCAACAGGAAUAAGCGCCAGCUGUCGCAGACCAAUAAAAGGAGCUGCUGGUCGACCCUUAAGUCUCAAAGAUUUAGAAAUGGAAGAACGCUAUAGUUCUAAGUAUGUCUCGAAGUACCAACCAGUAGUUGAUGUGAAGGCUCCAAAAAUGAAAACUGGACGUUCCGUGCCUAUCUGGUUAAAGAUCCUUUUCCUUGUUAUUGUGGCCGUGUUGUCAUUCUUGGUUUAUCAAGCUAUGGAAACAAACGAAGGAAAUCCAUUUUCCAAAUUGCUCCAGGGCAAACAAAAUUUAAAUGAAGAUGAAAACUAAGUUUCAGUAUUGUACCGUUGAAUUAUAUUUUUAACAGUCCUGGGAUUACAAAAACUGCCGUUUCUCAAAUUUGCAAAUCAUGUGACUGCACUUCCCAAACACUCAAUAGAUGAAUAAAGGUGGUACAUAUGGACAUCUGAAACGUGUUAUUUACUGUGGACAGCUAGAAAAGGACUGUGCCAUAAUGAGUAAUAUUAUUUUUGUUAAUCUCUGAAGCAUUUUGUAGUAUUUCUUCUAUUUUUAACAGGAACGCUUUAGUUUAUUUUGAUAGAAUUACUUCAUUUGGAAGAGGAGAGUGUAACUUGAUGUGAAUCCUUUUUCAAAUUUUACGCAGAAACAUACAAUAAGUGAUAUCAUGCUUUUUAGACAGCUUUGUGUGAGAUGCUAGAAACUGGCAAAUGUAUUUCAAAAUGGUAAUGGGGAAAUAUUUUGAUAUAGAUAUGUAGAGUAGCUUGGCACAUUGAUUCUUAUAAAAUACAUGUUUUUUUUAUGUGUGCAUAUUGUUACAUAUUCCUGCAACAUGGAUUUUUUAAUACAGUUGAAAGCUUCUAACCCAUAUUACAUAUGAUCAUAAACACAUUUGUUCUUCAUAAUACCAUUUAGAAUAAAAUUAAAAUAAACUUUUUUUUUUUUUCAAAGAAUGAAAAAUUUUCAGCUUCUACAGAUGUGCACUGUUGGGCAAGCAGCAUUCAACAAAAUGUGAAUCCCCUACCACCGCUCCUAGUCUAAUCCACCUUGGGUUGCUUAAGUUUGUUUUCUAAAAUUUAGCAUCCCAUUCCCUUUUCUCGUUGCAGGAAUAUCAUGGUUGAUUAUGAAUAAAAGUGAUCUUUUCAAUAA